This is a messenger RNA of Ambispora gerdemannii, 963 nucleotides long. The record is from the annotation of a GenBank genome assembly. Lineage: Eukaryota; Fungi; Glomeromycota; Glomeromycetes; Archaeosporales; Ambisporaceae.
AUGACUUCAUUAUAUAAGAUACCUGCCGAGAUUUACACUGGGUACAAUACAGGGGCAUUUGAAGUAGGAAAAUUUUCAUUCGCCGGAACCGGUAUCAGUGGCUCUUAUCAACAAGUAAUAAACGAAGCCAACUCGAGAACACAAGUCUCCGAGGCGGCAAAAUUAGAACGGAAAACGUACUUGUAUCGUGCCUACAUAGCUCAGGGAAAAUACAAUAUUGUCAUUUCCGAGGUUAAAGAUUCUGACGCUGUCGAAUUACGAACGGUGAAACUGCUAGCUGUGUAUUUACAAGCAAAAGCGGCGGGACAACUAGACUCCAAACGCGAGGAAACUUUAAACGAACUUUCCGAGUUGUUAAAAGAGCCGGCAAACAGCUUGAACUCGACCAUACAAAUCAUUUCCGGUACUAUUUAUUAUCAUGAGGGAUUGUUGGAGGAUGCGUUAAAAGUCUUGAUGAAGAACAAUAAAAACUUGGAAUGCGUUGCCCUAAUUAUCCAAAUCUAUCUUCAAAUGGAUCGUGUGGAUCUAGCAAAACGAGAGCUCGCUGCUACAAAAUCAUGGGCUGAAGAUGCGAUGCUCGCGCAAUUGAUUGAAGCUUGGGUAGGCCUUCGAACGGGAGGUGACAAAUAUCAAGAAUCUUAUUACAUCUAUGAAGAGAUUGCACAAUCACCAUCUUCAAAUACAGUAAAAAUAUUGAAUGGGCAAGCUGUUUGUCAUAUUCAUCUUGGUAGAUAUCCAGAGGCUGAAGGAUUACUAUUGGAAGCGCUAAACAAGAACAACGACGACCCUGAAACUCUCGUAAAUCUGAUAGUCGUCUCCAAUUUAUCAGGAAAAUCAUCAGAUGUGGUAAACCGGUACACCACACAAUUGAAAGAGGCUUCACCAAAUCAUCCCUUCUUACAAGAUCUUGAUCUCAAAAAUAGUUUAUUUGAUCGGGCAGCUCAAAAAUUUGUACUUGCAUAA